This is a messenger RNA of Diorhabda sublineata, 1797 nucleotides long. RefSeq names its product dynein intermediate chain 3, ciliary-like. The transcript is spliced from 8 exons. Gene Ontology annotation, molecular function: dynein heavy chain binding; dynein light chain binding. Gene Ontology annotation, cellular component: outer dynein arm. Gene Ontology annotation, biological process: outer dynein arm assembly; cilium movement. The coding region runs from base 1 to 1797 and encodes 598 amino acids. The record is from RefSeq and is a predicted model, not a curated record. Lineage: Eukaryota; Metazoa; Arthropoda; Insecta; Coleoptera; Chrysomelidae.
AUGGAUUUGUCGUUCCCAUAUCAGAAAAAAAGAAGUGAAUUCGGGAGACAAUGCUUGUUUUCCGACAAAGGGCCAGAAUUAAUAGACAACUUCCCUUCUGAUAGGAGACUAUUUAAACAGUUUCUUCUGAGAGAUCCCGUUUCAAGAUCUCAACAAUGCGCUCCAGUAAUAGCGGAGCACUACUUGAACACUAUGCGUGCGGAGUACUCGAACGCAAGUGUUAAUCACGUAGAAGGUGGAUGGCCGAAAGACGUUAAUAUAGCCGAUGAAGAACAAACGAAAAGAUAUAGAAGAAAAGUAGAAAAAGAAGAACAGUUCAAUACUAUUAUGAUGUCGUUGUUUAAAAGUAUGGAAAAUUGUAUUUUACAAAACAAUGCUUUGAAUAUAUAUCAACAAUACUUUUCCGAUGUUGAACCAAUGCCGUUGGUGGAAAGAAGCUCGGCAAGAACUGUUAAUGUUUAUCAAGAUCAAUGUACUCCAACCCGUCCUGUAACUCACAUUUCUUGGUCUCCUGAUAAUCAAACAAAAUUGGCAGUUUCUCAUUGCAAUCUCGUUUUUCAAGCCUAUAUUCCGAAACAAUCCCAUGUUUCUUACAUAUGGGAAGUCGAAAAUCCUAACAGACCAUUAUAUACGUUAAAACCUGAACAACCUAUUGUUUGCUUAGAAUACAAUCAGAAAGAUCCACAUAUAUUAGCUAGUGGUCAAAUGAACGGUCAAGUCGCUAUAUGGGAUAUUAGGAAAAAUGCAGAACCAGUUGAUAUGAGUAUAAGAGAAACUAGUCAUUUCGCCCCUGUAAACAAUUUACUAUGGAUACAUUCGAAGACGGGUAGUGAAUUUUUUACUGGUUCCAGCGAUGGACAAAUUAAAUGGUGGGAUACAAGAAAAUUGUCCGAACCCACGGAUAAUCUGAUUUUAGAUUACGUGAAAGAUGAUGAACAGCAAUUGUCUCACGCUUAUGGCGUUUCUAUUUUAGAAUACGAGAGUACCAUCCCGACUAGAUUCAUGAUAGGUACCGAAGAAGGUCAUUUGAUUGGUGGUAAUCGUAAAGGAAAAACGGGAAUAGAAAAAAUGGCAUUUAAAAUACCGUACGCUCAUUUCGCGCCAAUAGUAGCCCUUCAAAGAAACCCCGCUUCCUCCAAAAACUUUUUGACGGUCUCCAAAUGGGCUGCCAAAAUUUGGAGUGAGGAUUGUCGAGAGAGUUGCAUUUUAUGGACUAGUUUCCAUAAGUGUGUUUUAACAGAUGGAGCUUGGAGUCCCACGAGACUAUCCGUUUUUUUCACGACGAGAUCAGAUGGAAUGUUUGAUGUCUGGGACGUUCUACAAAAUCAAAAACAAGCCAGUUUAAGCGUGAAAGUUUGCGACGAGAAAUUGAACUGUCUUAAAACUCACGACGAAGGAAGACUUAUCGCCGUCGGUAACCAAAACGGCACUGCAUAUCUGGUAGAACUUAGCGAAAAUCUAUCAAUAAUGAUUAAAAAUGAUAAAAAUUUGUUAAGUUCCAUGAUGGAAAGAGAGGCACGUAGAGAAAAAAUACUGGAGGGUCGUAAUCGAGAAAUUCGGUUGAAACAGAAACAAGCACAAGAUCAAAAAGAAGAAGGCGAAGGCGGCGAAGAAGGAGAAACGGAAGAAGGUGUAGAAACAGAGGAAGACGUAGGGUUUUUAGAUAAACACGUGCGAACCGCCGAGAAUGAAUUUUAUCAAAUCAUUGAAAAAGCAUUGGAGAAAAUAAGACCACCUCCUGAAACUCCCUUGUCACACGCAGAGGAAGAGAGCAUUGAUGCGACAUCAAUAAAAUAA